CUACUUGAGCCCUUGGUAUCACUUCCUCUUUUUUUGCCUCCUUCCCGGUAAAAUGCUUUUGAAGUUGUUAAGGAUUGACUGUAUUUUAACAAUGUCAAUGGGCACUUUAAAUGUAGUGAUGUACAAAAUGCUUUUCAAGACAUUUUUAUUAUAGAUGUUCAUCCUAUUGAAAAGUCAAUUUUAAUCUCAGCUAUAUGUAUUAGUGGAGACCGACAUGGAUAAUUUGAACAGUAAAAAAAAUUGAAGUAGUACAUUUAUUUAGAAAGCAAACAAUAUAGAAAUAAUCAAAGUGGAAAUCAUCCCUGUAUAAAUUGAUUUAAUUAGUACCUUUAACGGUUUGUAUGAGAAAGAUGAGACUAUUUCUCUCCCACAAAGAUUUACACUCUUGGGGUAAACUAUACAGGGUCACCAGGAGUUGCAAUUGACCCAGUGGCAGUGUUUGGUUUUUUUCCUCAACAGUAUGAAUUUUUUGAGACAUACCUAUGAACAGAUGCCACCUAUCAUGUGACAGGCCUGUCUUUGCUUGGUUACAAUAGACAAAGAGUGACUUUCUUGAAGAGGACAUGUGAGUGGAAGUCUCUUUGCUGAAGUGUUGGGAACUCAAAUCUCCGAAGCUUCUGAGAAACAAGUACUCACCUUAAUCAAGGUGAACCACUGAGCCCGUCAUUAUGUCUGAUGGAGACUACGAUUACCUCAUCAAGUUUUUAGCUCUGGGAGACUCUGGAGUAGGGAAAACUAGUGUACUUUACCAAUACACGGAUGGAAAAUUUAACUCCAAGUUUAUCACAACAGUGGGCAUUGAUUUCAGGGAGAAAAGAGUGGUGUACCGGGCCAAUGGGCCGGAUGGAGCUGUCGGCAGAGGUCAGCGAAUCCACCUGCAGUUGUGGGACACGGCAGGGCAGGAGAGGUUUCGUAGCUUGACAACAGCAUUCUUCAGAGAUGCUAUGGGAUUUCUUCUGCUUUUUGAUCUGACAGAUGAACAAAGUUUUCUCAACGUCAGAAACUGGAUAAGCCAGCUACAGAUGCAUGCAUAUUGUGAAAACCCUGAUAUAGUAUUAUGUGGAAAUAAGAGUGAUUUGGAAGACCAGAGGGUAGUCAAGGAAGAGGAAGCCAGAGAACUUGCAGAGAAGUAUGGAAUCCCCUACUUUGAAACGAGUGCCGCCAGUGGGAUAAACAUAAGCCAGGCCAUCGAGGUGCUCCUGGACCUGAUAAUGAAACGCAUGGAACGGUGUGUGGACAAGUCCUGGAUCCCUGAAGGAGUGGUGCGGUCGAACGGCCACACCUCCACAGAUCAAUUAAGUGAAGCGAAGGAGAAGGGGGGCUGUGGCUGCUAACAAGUCCAGCGAGCUGCCCGGUCACUCAGGUGGCCUUCUCUGCGGUUGAUGCGUGGCUUGGCGGGAGAUGAAUGGACAACGGGGACGGACUGCUUCUCACUACACCGAUUAGACUUACUCAUGAAGCAUCUAUUUUCAAAAUUGAUUUCUGGGUGUUUUGCCAAUAUUUGUUAACAAAGAUUUGGUCCAAGAGUGAAGAGAAAUAUUUCAUGUAGCCAAAAGUGCCUUAAUAAGCUGUAGCCUGAUGCAGUUGGUGAUUCAAAGAUUAAUUUAAAGCCACCAAAGGGCUCUUGUAUCACAUAGAAUGACUGAGGGUGUCGUUGCCCGACUCAUUGCCCGUCCACCGGCUCAUUUCAAAGAUCUUACAUGCUGUUUUAAAGCUACCACAAAAAACUGAAACUAAAAAUAAAUCAAGCUACCCCAGCCUUGUAUCCAAAUUAAGCAAAGUACCCUACGGGUAUAAUUGGUGAACUUCUGAAAUGUUGCCCAACCCACUGGAACAUUAGAAGAGAAUAUACACCCGCCCACAUGAGUUCAGUGUUGUUGAGUGUUCAUUUCACGUAAGCGUUUCCUUUAGCAUGAAUAUAAAGGCCCUGCAUAGACUGGGUUGACCAACUAGACGGUCAUUGUGACCUUUCAUUUUUUUAUUUCAUGGGAUGGCUUGGGGAGCCAGGGGCUGGGCUGGCUGAUUGUCAUAGGAGCAACAGAAGUGGGGCCUCUGGUUCCCACCUCUAUUCCCGUUGUUCCGAAGAUUCUAAUGAUUGAUUAGGGAACCAGACGCCCUGGCUUCAGUUGUCUGUGAUCUGUGUGUUUAGAUUGGGCCUAUGUGUGGGUCACGAGUGAGUGUCUAGCUGGGGCUUGUGCCAAAGCUAUUUGUGAUAAGCAAAUCUUUAGCUUCUUUUUCUUCAUAUUUAUAGUAUGGGCCUGGUGUCCUCAGACUGCGCUUUCAAUCAGCUUGUAAACUACCAAUCUUCUGUCUUCACCGCCAGUCUAUGUGUUGAUAUUUGCAAUUUGCUUUAUUUUCAUACUGGUGGCUUGGAAGGAAUUAGCUUCAAAUUACAUCAAGUGUCUAUUUACUCUUUGUUAGGAGUUGGAUGUUUGUAAUUAAGCAGUCACAUUUGUACUCCAGUUCAAUGUAAGUGUUUAAUUAGCCUGUAGUAUUUUUCAUUGAGUUCAUGGCCAUUUUCUGUAUUUGCUGGGUCUUGCCAAAGAGGUGCAAUUGUGCUGUUAUUGCCAAAGUAUCAUCAUAUCAAAUGGAAGGUGGUUUGAAAACAUGAUUUUGGGCAAUUGUUGAUAAAGUUCAAAGGUGAUUUCCUUCAGUGGAAAAUUCUGAUUUAUUAAAGUGGUCUAAAUAAAGUAGUUGAGUAUUUCCACAGAGCUAAAUGCCUCUUUUGGAAGAAACGCCACUAAUGAUCACUUAACUAGAGAAUCACAAAAAGUGUAUGUUGUGGUGGUAUUUUGGUAGCAUUAGAAUCAGAACAAUAGAAGUAUGAUGGAAAAGAAUUACUUUUACAUGAUAAAUCUGUAACUGCUUUUUGAAAAAACAUUGAGGCCUUUCUUGCUUUUUGCCUCUCACCACCUCCAAAACAAACUGAACUGUGAUUGCCAAGAUUCCUUCCCCCCCUUUUUGAAUGGGGGCUCAGCUUAAGUACUGAAGCGCUCCCUGAGUCUUCAGCAUUUGAACUGGGUAUUCUAUUGAGGAAAUGAUUCCGAUUCCAGAUCAGGGUUAUAACCUGCAUCAGUGCCUUCUAACAUCGCCACAACAUUGAAAAGGAGUGAGUCAUAACUUUAAUGUUAUAUAUCAGGGCCUGUUUUAUAUUGUAGUCAAAAGUAAGAACAAUAUUUGCGUGUUUGCAAAUGACUCAUGAGCUAUAGAUUCCACUGGCCUUAAACAUGGAUAAUUAAACGUGUACAAGAAGACUUCAAAAAGUUUGUGAGGAAAUC
Molecule: messenger RNA, 3278 nt
Organism: Echinops telfairi (small Madagascar hedgehog)
Lineage: Eukaryota; Metazoa; Chordata; Mammalia; Afrosoricida; Tenrecidae
Gene: RAB27A
Product: RAB27A, member RAS oncogene family
Exons: 7
Coding region: 669-1334 (221 amino acids)
Biological process (GO): positive regulation of exocytosis; melanosome transport
Cellular component (GO): melanosome; secretory granule
Molecular function (GO): GTPase activity; GTP binding
Source: RefSeq, a predicted model, not a curated record